UAAAAAGCAAUGGUUGACACAAAAGAAAAGAGGUGCUUAGGCUAGUACAGAAACAAACACAUGGCAGCCCACCUCUCUAGGUUGCCUUGGUUUCCUGUUCCUUGAUGCCCCACGAUGCCAGGACCUACUUAAAAGCCAGCAUCGACCUUGGCCGCAAGCCACUAUGUAGUGUGAUUCAUGAAGAUAGUGGUGUACUGUGUGCUUCGGUCCUAGAUGCCGGCCUCGAUCAAGACAAGCAGAGAUCGUCAACAAUCUUUGCAUGGUGUUGUUCUUUGCUCGGCGGCGGGCUAGAGCAUUAUUGACGGCGCAUUUGGCAAUGGGCAAUUUCUCAAGAGUGAAAUGCCUCCUGGGGAUAUCCACAGGCUGGCCGAACUAUCAGGUAGGCGU
Messenger RNA from Aspergillus aculeatinus CBS 121060, 387 nucleotides. RefSeq lists its product as uncharacterized. Bases 105 to 302 code for a protein of 65 amino acids. NCBI's taxonomy places the organism in Eukaryota, Fungi, Ascomycota, Eurotiomycetes, Eurotiales, Aspergillaceae. The transcript has 2 exons. The record is from RefSeq and is a predicted model, not a curated record.